Cloeon dipterum is the source of this 1557-nucleotide messenger RNA. RefSeq names its product protein unc-13 homolog A-like. The record is from RefSeq and is a predicted model, not a curated record. Lineage: Eukaryota; Metazoa; Arthropoda; Insecta; Ephemeroptera; Baetidae. Bases 395 to 808 code for a protein of 137 amino acids. Gene Ontology annotation, molecular function: diacylglycerol binding; calmodulin binding; syntaxin-1 binding. Gene Ontology annotation, cellular component: neuromuscular junction; plasma membrane; terminal bouton. Gene Ontology annotation, biological process: synaptic vesicle maturation; synaptic vesicle priming; dense core granule priming. The transcript has 8 exons.
GGAAGUUAUAGAUAGCAGCAGGCAAAACGGGCAGGCAGGCUAGUACACCGCCAGCCAGCCAGCUCUCUCUGAAAGUUGCCAUGGCAAUGACGUCAGAGUAAAAGUAGUUUUUCCACCCGUCGUCUUUUUCAAGAUGGCCGCGUACGUGUGUGUGGUGCUCGAGCGGUGCUGCGAGUAGUAUUUGCCCACCGGAUGGACCCUGGUAGGUGCAGCCGCGGUGCCAGCCUCGCCUAGUGCGGCCAGUUGGCUCGACCCAGGUGCCGUGUGCCAGUGCGGUUCGCUGAUGUCGCGCUAACCCUUCCGCCGCGGCUGCAGCAGCAGUCGGAUUCUGCUCUGCUCUGCUCGUCUCACUGCACAUCUGUCCGGCCCUUUUGGUCCCGAGAGCCGCUGCAUCAUGUCCCUUCUCAGCGUCACAGUCAAGAAAGCAAGAUAUGUCGGAGUUCAAGCUGCACAAUUCAACUCGUACUGCACGCUCAAGCUCCAGAAUGUGAAAUCCACGACUGUAACUGUGAAAGGUGCCAACCCUUGUUGGGAGCAGGAUUUCCUCUUCGAGACCAACGAUGUAAACACGGGUCUGCUAAUUGAAGUGUGGAGCAAAGGAAUGAUCUGGGACCGGGCCCUCGGCUACAACUACAUCCCACUCACUGAAGUCCAGUAUUCCAACGAGGAGGGCUCCUGUCAACAAUGGCUUGCACUUGAGGCUGAGUUGGUGAUGAGAGAUGGCGAGGUUGUUGGCACCAAAAAUCCCACCGGCCACUCGCUGCUGGUCGACUGUCGCUUUGAGCUUCCAUUUGUUUCUGAAGAUUGAAUCACACUGAUCCAAAAACGCCACUCUUCUAAUUUCACCAACACGUACUUUGCCUCCUCUCUGGACUGAUGGUUCAAUAGCUUUUAUGGAUAUGCAUGAAAUGGCUGCAAACUAUAAUUUUUGAUCGAGAAAGCGAUUUGUUUUCUGCUGCGACGAGUUUUUCAUUGAGCGAUUGGUGCGCUUCGAUAAAUUGGAGGUUAAUUUUCUCUAGUUUCUGACCGGGGGCAGCGACUUACAAAUUGAAUUUCUUUCGCCCUGCCGAUUUCAUCUCUCAUAAUAACCUUCUUUUGCUCCUCUUUCGCCCGCUCCUCGGCCGCGGCGUUACGGCAUUCGCUCCUAAUUACCCAUAAUUACGACUUACCUGUUCUUACAAUGUGGCCCAACUUUGGUAAUUGCCCCUCCCACAUGCAAACCACCACCACUCUACCACCUUCUUGUAUUCAUUAGUGUCCCCAUAGAAACUUGGAAAGUCUGUGUGUAUGAUCAUGAAAUUUCUUAAGUGCUUCUGCCGAGAAUUUCAUCAGUAUCAUCACAUCACUUUGCGAAUCUCUCAAGGUGAUUAGCCAAAACGAGCCUCUCUGAAAUUCUGGACUUAAUGACGUGCGAAACGUAAUGUGAAACUGAUUGGAAAACUAGUUUCUCUCUCUCUCUCUGCCGGCAGGGGAUGCGUUGAUUUUCUUUUUUCCAGGCUUAUUAGCACUGGAAUUCAAUUUCUUUAGUGUCAAUCGAUUCCUGAUGGUCGAAUUAAA